Meira miltonrushii is the source of this 693-nucleotide messenger RNA. RefSeq names its product NADH-quinone oxidoreductase. The coding region runs from base 1 to 693 and encodes 230 amino acids. Gene Ontology annotation, biological process: aerobic respiration; electron transport coupled proton transport; mitochondrial respiratory chain complex I assembly. Gene Ontology annotation, molecular function: NADH dehydrogenase (ubiquinone) activity; 4 iron, 4 sulfur cluster binding; quinone binding. The record is from RefSeq and is a predicted model, not a curated record. The transcript is spliced from 3 exons. Lineage: Eukaryota; Fungi; Basidiomycota; Exobasidiomycetes; Exobasidiales; Brachybasidiaceae.
AUGCUUCUGCAACGACUAAACGAGCGGGAUCAAGACCUUUUGCGAUCGCAUGAUCUCGUGCUACUGCAAGUUCUUGCCAAAGAAGUCUUUUCUACAGGUUGUGUUUGUUCGACCAUUUCUUCCACUUCAAAAUCUCAACAAGCAGCACCAACACAAGAUGUCGAUCAAUUCCAAACAGUCGCAAACAGAGAUAGCAAUCAAUUAAGUCUCGAAAAGCCAAGAAAUAACGUUGAAUACGUCACAACUACUCUUGACAAAGUCGUUAACUGGGCUCGUCAAGGUUCAAUGUGGCCAAUGACUUUCGGUUUGGCUUGUUGUGCAGUUGAAAUGAUGCACGUAGCCACUGCAAGAUACGAUCAAGAUCGUUUAGGUAUCGUUUUCCGUGCUUCUCCUCGCCAAAGUGAUGUGAUGAUCGUUGCCGGAACAUUGACAAACAAGAUGGCUCCAGCUUUGAGAAAAGUGUACGAUCAAAUGCCCGAACCUCGUUGGGUGAUUUCAAUGGGUUCAUGUGCAAACGGUGGUGGUUAUUAUCAUUAUUCUUACAGCGUCGUUCGUGGUUGUGAUAGAAUUGUUCCAGUUGAUUUAUACGUUCCCGGUUGCCCACCCACAGCAGAAGCACUUCUACACGGAAUGCUCUGUUUGAUGAGAAAGAUGAGAAGAGGACGCAAGAUGACACUAUGGUACCGCAAGUAA